Columba livia (rock pigeon) is the source of this 4844-nucleotide messenger RNA. It is a transcript of the gene ISM2, whose product is annotated as isthmin 2. NCBI's taxonomy places the organism in Eukaryota, Metazoa, Chordata, Aves, Columbiformes, Columbidae. The coding region runs from base 341 to 1831 and encodes 496 amino acids. The transcript has 6 exons. The record is from RefSeq and is a predicted model, not a curated record.
CUUUUCAGAGUUAUCCUUCAGCAUCAGUGGCACCGGCGGCGAGCCCGGGGGAGUAGCGACACCGAAACGUGCUCGGCUAACUGCAAGAGAGAUCAGAGGGAGCGGAGCGGCCGGGAGCGGCCCGGGCCGGCAGACCCUGCCUCGGCCCCUGCCCGCACCCGCGGGGGACUGCACCUCCCGCCUGCGAUACUUUAUAUAUUCUUGUUAUUGUUGUUGUUUUAUUUUUUUCGCCGCUCCUCUCGCUUUCUCGAGGAAGGGCAGGUUUUGUAGCUUCGGGGCGGGCGCGCUGCCGGGCUGCCUGCCCUGGGCGUGCGAGGUGGGGCGAGAGAGGGAGGAAGAGAUGCCUGUGAUUAGAGGGAAAGUUGUGCUCAUCCUCGGCUUCGUCUUUCUGACAACUUUCCUGGCUGCGGUGCGAGGGCUGCCCGUGAGGAAACAGCGUAGCAACAGCCCAAAGGAGAGGAGCUCCAAGCUGGCGGAGGUCUCUGCCUCAUCUGACCCCCACUCAGCAGGGGACAAAGAGCUGCCGCCAUCGGGCAAGGCACGGGGGCUGAGGCGGAGCGGGCAGGCUGGCCCACGGCGGCACCGGCGCCGUGGGGUGGCUCAGCAGGCUGCCAGGAGCCUGGCAGUGCCCAACCCUGACAGCGCCAGCCAGGAAGAGAGCCUGCCCUUUGUGCUGGACCUGCAGAGCUUGCCGGGGCUGGCCAACGUGGACCUGAGCGCCCAGAACCCCAACAUCCAGGUGACCAUUGAAGUGGUGGAUGAUCCUCAGGCUGAGAUGGAGAUGGACUUGUUGAAGGAGACGAGCAAUGACUGGUCCCUGACGUCUUCUGAGUGGUUGUCCCACAAGGAUCUCUUCUGGCCCCUCUUCUGGGAAUACACUGACCCCACUGAGGAAGAAGAGGAGGAGGAGGAGGAAGAUGAAGAGGAUGACAACCUGGAUGUAGGGGACAGGGAGGAGGAAGAGGAAGAGGAGGAUGAAGAUUACACAGCAGAGUAUGAGGAAGAGGAGUCCAUGCUCAGUGGAGUGGGAGGUGACUGGGACCAGCAGUGGCCUGGGCAGAAGAACUGGAUCUUUAAGGAAAAAUAUAAUUACGACUAUGAAGAUGAGGAGGAGUGGAGCCCAUGGUCCCCUUGUAGCAUCACCUGUGGCAGUGGCAACCAGAAGAGGACCCGGUCCUGUGGCUAUGCCUGCACAGCAACGGAGUCGAGGACCUGCGACCUGCCACGCUGCCCUGGAGCCGAGGGGGAAAUGGUCUUCCCCACAGAGGAGACUCCUUUCAGAAGUGACAACACCACAGAGCUGUUCAACUCAGAGGUGGACAGCUGUGAGAAGUGGCUGAACUGCAAGAGCGACUUCCUCACCAAGUACCUGAGCAAGGUGCUGACGGACCUGCCCAGCUGCCCCUGCUCCUAUCCACUGGAGGCCGUCUACAGUGCUGUCAACCUGCGGGAUGAGCAGCAGGGCAAGAGCUUCCGAUGGCGGGAUGCCAGCGGCCCCAAGGAGCGCCUGGACAUCUACAAGCCGACAGCACGCUUCUGCCUGCGCUCCAUGCUCUCCCUCGACAGCACCACCCUGGCUGCCCAGCACUGCUGUUAUGACGAGCACACCCGCCUCAUCACCCGUGGCAAAGGGGCUGGCGUCCCCAACCUUAUCAGCACCGAGUUCUCCCCAGAGCUGCACUACAAGGUGGACAUGCUGCCCUGGAUCCUCUGCAAGGGUGACUGGAGCCGCUACCACGCCGUCCGGCCCCCCAACAAUGGGCGCCAGUGUGCUGAUAACCCCCCUGAGGAGGAGUACCUCUCCCAGCUGCAGGAGGCCAAGGAGUACUAGCCACAGCCAUGCUCAGAGGAGCCAUGGCCACUGCCAGCUCCUAUCCUGGCCCAGCCCAGCGAAGUCCAGGCCCUGCUGAUGGGCUCCUCACUGGUGCUGGUCAGAGUGGGGAGGAUGCGCUGUCCAUGUCAUCCCCUCAGAGGGUGCCUCAGCCCCGCUUGGAUUUCCAAGGGCACCGGAGGUUAUGGCGGUGGUACGGUGCGAUCCCUGCCAUACCACCCGCACGCCAGAGUGCCUGGUCUGGUGCACGGAAAGCUGCAAGGGAUGGGAGGCAUAAAGUGAAUGGGGGGCUGCUCCCAUCUGCUUUUAUUCUCUACAGUCUUUCAGUGUAGCCUGAAAGCUGAGUGUCUGCAGGGUAAAAUGGCCUCGGCUCCUGCUGGCCUCACGGUGCAUCUGAGGAGCUGGCCUGCUGCAGGCAGUUGCGGGCUCUUUCCUGUACGCCUGCCCUGGCACACGCUGGUCUGCUUCUGAAACUGGGGGUGGGUCCUCCUAGGGAGGGUCAGGGCUGUCCCAGCCACGGGACCACCCCUCUCCUCUGGAUUUUGCAUGCACAGUUGGGAAGGAGCAAGGGGAAGCUUGGCAGGGUUUCAUGGGUCCAGGGAGUGUGUGGGGCAGGAGGAAAGUGACCACCUGGGCUCCCUUGGCAAGAUUGCCUUGCCAACACUGUUUUGGCUAUGAAAGGGAGAACUGAAUGCCAGAGCCAGACACGGGUGGACCUCAGAGGAGGUCAGCACAGAGAGAACACCACCUGUAUGUAUUUCAGUCCCUCUGUCUCAAUGCUUAGGGGAGCAGGGUGGUAGUACCCAUGCAAGUCCCACCACUAGCCCAUCUCCACGUCUUAGCUCCCUGUCAAGCCCCUCAGCCGGUUUCAGUGCUUGAGUGCAUCCAUGAUAUGGCCCAGCAGAAAGUUCUGCGUUUCCCACCCACAGUCCUGCCAGGGGCAGGAGACAACUCAGCCAUCCCUUGUGCCAUUGCUGGAGAAGAGCAAAAAGCACCGAUCCAAGUUCUCAGUGGGGAUAGGAACAAGGCAGGUACCACUGGGAGUACCCAGCAUUGCCCCUCUCUGGUCUGCUGCUGGCCUUGAACCCUGCUAUGUGCUGUAUCUUCCCAGGUCCCCAGCGAGAGGAAGCCCAAAGAAAGCGAGUUGUGGGUGCACCCUGUGCUCCUCAGGCUUGUUGCCUGGCCAGGUGAGCAAGUGUGGCUCCAAAAGAGGAAGACACGCCCAUGCUAAUAAUGUCAGUACCUGGUGUCUGCACAUCAUGGAUCAUGAUGCUCCCCAUUAGCACUUCUGUCAUGUCUGGGUUUUAUUCAGCUUUCCACAGGUCCAUGGCAGUUUCUCCCAGCAUGUAGUGUAAGCUCCCAAGUUUCCCACAGAGAAACUAGGCUGAGCACCUUUAUCCCUGGACAUUCAGUCACUGAACCUGGCAGAAACUGUUCAUAGCUUUUAUUUAGCAAAUUUUAUGUGUCAGAGGAAAUAAAAGAGCAAGUCAAGCACAUGUAAAGAAGAAUGUUAUUUCUAGACUAGUGGUUUCACCCAAGGCUACUUGCUGCUUCAUGUUUUUCUGCAGGAUACUGUUGGACAAAAACAACAUCUGGGUGCACAGGUCUUUGGUUGACUGUCCUGUGCUAGGUCUGUCCCUUCAGGGGCUUUCUCCAGGGCCAGUGAAUGUUCAUGGUCUGAUAGCUCUUUGGGGAGUCUUUCUGAGAGUGUCUUACAUGUGUUGAGUGGAUGUUGAUCCUUUUGACUUGGUUAUUGAUUGAAUAUUGCAUUCUUGGUCAUCAGCACCUAAGACUUCAUUACUAGUAAAACAAAACUAUUAAUGAAGUUAUCACUGAUUUUUUUGUAUUUAACUACUAUUCCACACUUGUAUCCCCAGACUCCACUUACGAGUGCUAUUGAAACCUAGGCAAACACCAUUCAUUUCCCAAUAGGCAUGUGGUUGUAGAUGGCCAGUGUUAUGAGUGAGAAGGAAGACACAACCAAAUAAACACAGAUGGAGACCCAGACCCUGGUAAAUUGUCUUGAUGAUUACAUGUUCCCUACCUCAAAUGGCCAUUUGCUCACUAGUUUCUGGUAAAGAGGUAGCUCAUAAGGAGGUGGUCAAGAGGGGGUUGCAGUGAUCCAGUGGCUUGGUUUUGGGAGCCUGGGAUGUGUGUGGGGAGGCUCAGCAGCAGACAUGGAGGCAUUUGUAUGGGACGUAAACUGAGCAGCUGAAGCCGUGGAAGGAUGAGCUUGUUAUCUUCUGUCAUUUGGUAGAGCAUCUUCAUUUUUUUUUUUCUUGUAUGUCAUCGUUAGCAUCAGCAGACUCUCAGAGGAGCUUAUCAUCAGUACACAGGCUUCUUUAAAACAACCUCCUGUUAAAUGUGCCUAGUGUCCAGUAUUAGACCCACACAUGGAAGCAGGACCUCUACAAACAGCCUUUCUUGAAGGAGAAUUUCCACAGCUCUGCCAAUUUGUUUGUCAGACUGGCUGCUUUGGGGGCAAGUGCUCUUAUAAUAAGGACUGUUACCCAGGAUUUGCACCCUCCUCCUCUAUAUACUGGGUAUUUCAACCAGUCUAACCCCCAAAAAAGAAACUAUAAUUUCUGUAAUAAAUGGAGUUCCCAUUCAAGGGCAAGUUGAAAAUUUUCUUGCAUUGAGCCCCACCCCUUAAAGCUGGUUGAAAGGUGAGUGGCUGUUCUGCCUCUCUGCCUCUAUGGUUUGGAUGAUACAGGCAUGAACUGGAGCAUGAGAAAUGAGAAGCAGUGUUGUUCCUCACAUGAGCACCUUACACACUGGGAGACUUUGCGGGGAAUCGUGAGAAAGGUAGACAUUAAGCAAGCGUUUAUUUUUAUAUCCUAUCAAAGAUUCUGUCCAGCCCACUGCUAUUUAAGUGAUGAAUCUCUAAACUUCCACUCCUUAAGUUUAUUGUGUUUUUAAUAUAUAAUAUAUAAAAAAUAUCUUUUAUUCCUACAAAAUUUCACAGAGAAGAAUUCUUUAUUCUGAUGCUGCAAUAAAGCACUUUAUGUAUGUA